GCCGUAAUGUCGAAUAAUGUGCUUGUAUUGGUUACCGCUGUUUUCUGCGAAAUGCCGUGCUGUUCUGGCCAAUGUGGGAUUGGGGAGGAACAGGUGCGGGAGGGUAUAAGAGGGAUGACAGGUGGGUGUGCUGUGUUGGUUCUGUUGGCGGGCGAUGGUGAAGUUCGGGAAGAGACCUGUAAUGUUCUGUUUUGUUACUUUUUCCAGUGAGCACACAGUGCUGCGUUUUGCAACCCUUUUCUUUCUUGUUUUUGUACUCUUUGAAUAAAGCCAAGAAAAGACAGAGACGGUGUUCUCCUCCUUGUCAGUCUAGGUGCCAGCGCACAGCUGGAUAGUUACAUGUCCCAGUAUAGGAUAGGGUCAGACCAGCUCCACUCAUCCAAACCAGUGGAGCGCCACAAUAUUUUGCUAUCACAUAAGACACAGAAAAGCAUCAAGUCUUUAUGAUAAAGAAGGUGUAACAAGGAAGUGAGUUUGCAGUCAGAUGCAAAGCUGUUGCCACACUCCGUGACAGGCCGUUCUCAUAAGCUCUUGUGAACAUGGUGCCAUUCUAGUACCAGACUCCGCUGCUGCCACCAUGACCCCUCUGGGCCAUCAUCUCUCUGACAACAUUUGAUGCCAUCACAGCAGGCGAACUUCAGAUCCUAUAGGCCGGAGGAUGGGGAAUAUGAUGAGAGGUGUGAGUGCCGGGAAAAAGGUCAACACUGAAAACCUUGACAACUCUAUAAAGAGUUUAGAGGACAACAUGGUGGUGGUGGUUCAGGACUACCCUGCUCCUGAAAUCAGCGAGCCCAUCUACAGAGUGGGGGAAAAGCUCAGACUCAUCACACAGGAGGCUUACUGGUGGAGAGUCCGCUCUGUUCAAACAGGGAAGGACAACUACAUACCCAACAGCCACGCAGCCAAAGUGUACCACGGUUGGCUGUUUGAAGGGGUGGGGAGACAGAAGGCUGAAGAACUGCUGCUUCUGCCUGGGAACAGAGUGGGCUCCUUCAUGGUGCGGGAGAGCAGCACGGAGAGAGGUCUGUAUUCACUCUCAGUGAAGCACAGGAUGGUAAAGCACUAUCGUAUCUUCAGAAUGGACAACAGCUGGUACUACAUCUCCCCCCGCCUCACUUUCCAGUGCCUCGAGGACAUGGUCAACCACUACUCUGACUGUGCAGAUGGCCUGUGUUGUGUGCUAACCUCCCCUUGUCUGUCGGGCGUGGCCCCACAGCUAGAUGCAAGCGCUGCAGCUCCACCCGUAGUCAUGCGACAUAACUUCGACUGGAAGAAAGUAGACAGGACGCAGCUGGUCAACACAGACAGCUGCGGUGACAACAUGGUGAGCUACGGCGUCAGAAACAGCAUCGCUGCCUACCUGUCCCUUUCUAGGAAUCAAGACCCUGCACAGAUGAGAGUGGAGAGCAGGAAGAAAAAAAGUAGAUCUCUUUAUGGUAUCCCCGAAAAUAACCUUGCAAACAUUGACUAUGAAGACGACAUCUAGAGAACAGUGCAUUAAACAGACUGGAUUACCUUCGGAUGGAAGGUUAUAGAGGGCAUCCUCUCAAAUUCACCACAUUUCUGAUGUCGGCAGAGGGCUGUACCGAAAAGCAUCUCAAUGAUCAAAGUGUGUUUUAGUUUCUAAUAUGAGCACUUUGCAAUACUUUAACAUUAACACAAACUGCAUGAUCAGUUACACUUUCACUCAGCUGAUAAGAGGGAGCCGAACUGGACGAUAGUGCAAUUAAACUGUGAUGUGUGUAUUCUGCACAAGAGCCAGGAAAACAAACAGCCCGGCAUUAUAAUGGUUUAAAGAAGACUUGAAUGCUGUGGGUAUUACUGGGUAAUAUUAAUAUAUAUUAGUGGCUUUCAAACUAUCUUGCUGUGUUGCUAAUAAAUUUUCACUGGUUGAAUGGUCA
Messenger RNA from Monopterus albus (swamp eel), 1901 nucleotides. It is a transcript of the gene sla1a, whose product is annotated as Src like adaptor 1a. Gene Ontology annotation, molecular function: protein binding. The record is from RefSeq and is a predicted model, not a curated record. The coding region runs from base 659 to 1486 and encodes 275 amino acids. The transcript is spliced from 9 exons. NCBI's taxonomy places the organism in Eukaryota, Metazoa, Chordata, Actinopteri, Synbranchiformes, Synbranchidae.